Molecule: messenger RNA, 330 nt
Organism: Aspergillus melleus
Lineage: Eukaryota; Fungi; Ascomycota; Eurotiomycetes; Eurotiales; Aspergillaceae
Exons: 2
Coding region: 1-330 (109 amino acids)
Biological process (GO): transmembrane transport
Molecular function (GO): transmembrane transporter activity
Source: RefSeq, a predicted model, not a curated record
AUGGCGCCCACGGCUGCCGGCGUGCUGGUGGGCUUCGGUAUCACAUCAAUUUUCAUGCAGGGGUUUAAUUACCUACUGGAUUCGUAUCUGAACUUCGCCGCCUCGGCGUUCGCCGCGAAUACAAUGAUGCGAUCGAUGGUCGGCGCCUGCUUUCCACUCUUCACGCGUCAGAUGUUCAAUAAUCUGGGCGUGCAGUGGGCCGGGACACUGUUGGGUUGCAUCGCCGUGCUGAUGAUUCCUAUUCCAGUGCUCUUCCUCAUCUUUGGGCCGCGUCUGCGCCGGAAGAGCCGGCUGGCACCAUCCGGGGAUGACGGCGUCAAGCGGGCAUGA